AUGCCUCAAAAAUCCCCCAAACCGAAGGGUCCGCCGCCCACCGACUACAAAGCCAUCGCCGAGCAAUUCGCCAAAUUGAAGCGCCAAAGGGAGACUGAGGAGGCUAGCAGAUCCCCCGAGGAGAUCAAGGCGGAAAAAGAACGAGCACUCCUUCGCGAGAAGCAGCGCGAGGUGUUUGAAGGCCGGCGCAAGAAUGCCUACGAGCGUAGAUGGUGGUGGACUGUUGCGUUCUGGGCGUGGAUGCUGUGUCUACAUGCUAUUGGCAUCGCCUUCUUCACCAGCGGCUUUCUCCUGACGCGACUGGUCCUCGACGAGAAGUCCAACUGUACGGCACCCCCGCUCGAGCUCUCGUCGAGCUGGAAGGGCCAAGGCACGGUCCAGGGCGGUUGCUGGCACCCAAAGUCGUUUGACAAGGCCGUGGUCGUCAUCGUCGAUGCGCUGCGGUACGACUUUACGGUUCCUGUGGAGGACCAGGCUCCUUUUCACAACGCGUUACCCUUCUUGCACGAGACUGCCGUCAAGUCCCCGGAACACGCUUUCCUGCGCCCCUUUAUCGCCGACCCGCCGACUACUACUCUCCAGAGGCUGAAGGGUCUGACCACUGGUACACUGCCCACGUUCAUCGAUGCCGGUAGCAACUUUGCUGGUACCGCUAUUGAGGAGGAUAAUCUUCUCAUGCAACUGAAGGACGCUGGGAAGCGCAUCGCGCACCUGGGCGACGAUACUUGGAUGUCUCUGUUCCCCGGUUAUUUCGAGGCCAACGUGAGCAGAGCGUACGACAGCUUCAACGUCUGGGACUUGCAUACCGUCGACAACGGGGUUAUUGAUCACAUCUUUCCUCUCCUCAAGCAGGAGCAGAAGGGUAAGUGGGAUGUUCUCAUCGGUCACCUCCUUGGUGUCGACCACGCCGGCCAUCGUUACGGACCAAACCAUGCGGCAAUGACGGCCAAGCUCCAGCAGAUGGAUAUCUUCAUCCGCGAUCUUGCCGCUCAAAUCGAUGACAAUACUCUGCUCGUCGUGAUGGGAGAUCACGGCAUGGAUAGCAAGGGCGACCAUGGCGGCGAGAGCGACGACGAGGUCGAGGCAGCUCUGUGGAUGUACUCGAAGCGCCCUUUCUUUGGUCGGACCAAGCCCGAGUUCAAGCAGCCCCCGAGCAUGGCCAAGGUCAGACCGGUCAAUCAGAUUGACCUUGUACCAACUCUGGCGCUUCUUCUGGGAAUCCCGAUCCCUUACAAUAAUCUGGGACGUCCCAUUGAGGAAGCUUUCGCUGGCAAGAAGGGCAAAGCCUGGGAUAAUCUGGCGGCUGUAUCACGGUUGACCGCCGCCGGCAUCCAGCGAUACCAAGACUCGUACUUUGCUGCCCGUGGCAUUGAUCAGUCCAAGAGCGCCACGGCCGGUCACGUAUCGAACCUCUGGAGGAAGGCCGACCGUUCAUGGCAGUGGAAGAAUCACCAGGAAUCCUACGGCUUUUUCAACAUGUUCCAGGAGGAAACUCUGCGCAUCUGCAAGGACUUGUGGGCCCGUUUCGAUGUGCCCAAGAUGGUGACGGGUAUUGUGGUCAUGGCGGUCGGAGUCAUUACUCUGCUCGUCUAUGCCUCGCGCGACGAAGAUGAGGACUUUGCUGUUCUCGACGAUCUCGAGCUGGACCAGGCAGAGAUGAAGCUGGAACUGCAGGGUGUCCAACCCGAUGGAACUGCGUCGUACAAGACUCUCCACGAGAAGAUCUUCCUUGCGGCAAUUCUCGGCGCUGUACCUGGAGCACUGGUUGGCGCCGGAUACUCCGUCUUCACCGGCCCCGAGGAUCUGGUCUACGCUGUUGCUGGCGGCGCUGUCACUAGCGCGCUAGGUGUCGUGUUCUCGCUUUAUGGCUUCGGCAAGACUCUUCGCAAUCUUCUGCCCAACAAUAUCUGGGGUUGGCUUGCCGUUCUCUUCACGGUCAGCCAGUCCAUUGGUUUCGCAUCAAACUCAUACACCAUCUGGGAGGAUUCGAUCCUCCUCUUCUUCAUCACGACCUUUGGCGUAGCGAACGUCUUUGCUGCGUUCUCGGUGCCUACGAUGCGGGAACGCACCCUCGCGAUAUACCAUUCGGUUCUUUUUGUCAUUCUUGGUCGGCUCGCAUCAUUUUCCAAACUCUGCCGUGAGGAGCAAAUGCCCUACUGUACUUCGACCUACUAUUCCUCGGCUACCUCCUCAACGUCUUCUACCUGGCAACUGGCCAUUCCUUUCGCCGUCGCCCUUAUCCUGCCUUCCAUCAUCCAGUCUUUCCUUCUGCCUACUCGCAACUGGGAGGGGCUUGGACCAGCAUGGAUUGGUUAUGUCUACCGCAUUGGCUUGCUUCUAUCAGCAUCAUACUGGGUUCUCGAUGCCGCCGACAAUGGCGAUUGGUUUCCAGACCUGCCGGCCCAGACCCUGAAGAACGCCGGAACCUACAUGGCCCAGGUGAUUCUCGCUCUGGUUUUCGUAGCGGGCACUACCGCCUUUGUCUGGGCGCCGCCGCUGGUCUCUAUCUUCAGAACACCUACAAACGCCGGCCCCCAGAUCACUGUUUUGGGUUAUGGCAACACGCAUGGCUCGAGAUAUCUGCUUCUUCCGAUGAACAUUGUAGGAGCCUGCAUCCUCCUGUCCAAGCCUAUGGGAGGUGGCGCUUUGGCCCUGAUGUUUUGGCAGAUUCUCUCGCUCGUGGAGAUUCUCGACCUUAACUCUUUGACAAACGAGGCGAUUGGACCCAUUAUGCUUGCAAUCAUUGGCAACUUUGGGUACUUCAAGACAGGCCACCAAGCUACACUCAGCAGUCUCCAAUGGGACAGCGCUUUCAUCCCGCUAUUCACCAUCAGAUACCCAUGGAGUCCCAUCGUCAUGGCCCUCAACACAUUCGCGGGUCAAAUCGUUGCGGUCGCGGCCGUUCCUCUCAUCGUACUCUGGAAAGUGAGUCCUAAGAGGAAGGGAGUACUUGAGAGCGUCGGCAGAGCGCUGGGCAUAUUUGUUGCCUACUUCGCCGUUGAGUCUUUGGCAACCAUGGCGUGGGCCGGGUGGCUGAGGAGACAUCUCAUGCUGUACAGAGUGUUCAGCCCCCGCUUCAUGAUGGCGGCGGCUCUGCUGCUGGUGGUAGACUUGGUUGGACUUGUCAUCACGCUCAUCGGUGUCAGAUCCAACACGAUGGCGGUGAGCGAGGUUUUUGGCUGGGUUGAAUAA
Colletotrichum abscissum is the source of this 3192-nucleotide messenger RNA. RefSeq names its product GPI ethanolamine phosphate transferase. The transcript has a single exon. Lineage: Eukaryota; Fungi; Ascomycota; Sordariomycetes; Glomerellales; Glomerellaceae. The coding region runs from base 1 to 3192 and encodes 1063 amino acids. Gene Ontology annotation, biological process: GPI anchor biosynthetic process. The record is from RefSeq and is a predicted model, not a curated record. Gene Ontology annotation, molecular function: mannose-ethanolamine phosphotransferase activity. Gene Ontology annotation, cellular component: endoplasmic reticulum membrane.